Molecule: messenger RNA, 21288 nt
Organism: Callithrix jacchus (white-tufted-ear marmoset)
Lineage: Eukaryota; Metazoa; Chordata; Mammalia; Primates; Cebidae
Gene: IGSF9B
Product: immunoglobulin superfamily member 9B
Cellular component (GO): neuron projection
Molecular function (GO): protein binding
Source: RefSeq, a predicted model, not a curated record
UUCUCUUUCCCGGUUCUGAGCUGGGGGAGACGCAAGGGGGAAGCCACCGAGUUGGGUGAUGCGUGCGUGAGCGCUCGGCUUUUGCUUUGGAGAUGAGCUGAGCGACCUGCAAGCCUCUGGGUGGCACCCCUGGCUCUCGGCCCUUGUAUGGAAGUCGGAGCGGAGCCUGGUGGGUGCCAGGACUGUGAGCUCAGGGCUGUCAGCCCACAGACACGACCUGGCUGCGGGCAAGUUCACCAAGCCGGAGGAGAUGGCGGCGGGAGAGAAUCCGCCGUGGGUGGGAGUCAGCAGGCAGGACCCGCCGACGGAGUACCCUCUCCCAUCAGCGCGGGGCACCGGGUGGACUGGAAACGCCUCUCACGGGGUUCUCUUGUCACCGGUCUGUGGAGCGGGUAGUGCUUCAAGAAACUUUCUGGAAUGGAAUGAAUAUGUAGCCUCUGCUUGGGGUAGGGGGUGAUGGUGUCUGAAAACAGAAACAGCGGAGGGCGAAGGGAAGGGUGAUUUUAUUAACUGACAUGUUGGUCCGGGUCGUUUUAAAACUCUUCGUUUGUCAGGUGGGAACACUGAGGCCAAGGUGGUGGCGGAAGCUUACUGAAUGGGGGUGGAUGUGAGGUGGCUCGGGCUGCGCUUGACAGUCUGCCUGAAGCCUCAUCCUCUCCCCCAUUUCCUCGUCGUCUUCCAAUGCCCGCAUCCUCCUCCCCUCCAGUUUUUGGUAUGUUCCUGCUAUGGGACUGUCCCUGAAAGCACAAAAGGAUGAGCUGGGAUCUUUGAAUAGAAAAGAGACGCUGUAGAAAGGCUCUGAAAUAGCCUCCAAACCCAAGUCAGGGUGGGGGGAAUGGACUUCUUUGCAAGUUUAAACCCAGAAUAAAGGAAUAUGAGUUCAUACUGCAGCAACACACAGAAUUGCAAGAUAGAAGGAAGGGCUUCCCGAAAUUGCAGGUUGCCGGGCAUGAAGGUUAUGCCUUCUUUCAGGGUGCAGAAGGGUCCUUCUGUCUGGAAUGGCUGGACAUGUACCUCUGUCUGGAAGCAGAGGGUGACCUUACUGGUCUUAGGGUCUUUUUUAGCCUCAAGUGCUCUGUGUGUGGUAGUUAAGGACCUAUAUCUAGAGCCAUAAGACUGGAUUCAAAUGCUGGCUCUGCCACCUGCUGACCCUGUGACCUUGGGCAAAUUCUCAGCCUCUCUAAAUGUCACUUGCCUCAAUAGAAAGUAUGCUAACAGUAUGUGCUUUUAGGAUUUUUAGGUUAGCAUGAGUGCUAUAAGGAAACAAACAACUACCUGGUAAAUAGUAUGUCCUCAGUAAACAUUAACAUUAUUAUUGAAUGUCCCUGGGAUUUCAGGAUCCUCCUAAGUUUCUUUCCCUUGGGAAAAGGGAGCUGGGAAUGUGUUGCGGGGAAGUUUGAAAGGCUACCAGUGCCAGGAAGUAAGACCCCUUUCUGGGCUGACCUUUUCUGGGCAGAACCUCUUGUACCUGACAUCCCAGGGACACGUGUGCAGACCUCAAAGCUGCUCGGAAGUCCUUUGCAAGGUCUCCAAAACUGAAAUGUUGUCAGUGGACAGAGGUUUAUGGAAGGACACAGCCCGGGAGGUGGGGGCUCCCAGCAUGCAGCCUCUGGAGGGAGAGGGUGGGCGCCCGCUCAAGUGAGCAGCACCAGCCGGUGUUCAGAUGCUGGUGAGGCUCCCUGUGAGGGCUCAGCUCUUCCCUGACUGGCAGAGGUGACUUCUGGGGAAAUCCCUCAGCAGGAGGGACUUUGAGAUGCUACUCUUAGGAUUUGGCCAUAGCAGGGGCUGCUCCUGCAGAGGGGCAAAAGGGAUGGUACUAUGUUGGGACUCCACUCUAACAGCCCUUGGGUGCGGGACAGAGGUUGGAAUGGGCUCCUCCUUUUGACUUUGAAUGUGUGUGUCUGGGAGGUGAUGAAGGUCAGUGAACAGGUUGGGGGAGUAUGGAGAAGAGAGGGGCUGGAGUGGUACCCAGAACCUGGAAGACAGUGAUUGGUGUAGACUCAGUAUCUCAGACAGCUGCUGAGCCAGCCCCGGGGAGUUCCCACUCUGUGGGAGGACCCUGGGCCGUGCUUAGCUGACUGUGGACCUUGGAUAGGGGAAGGAAGUCUGGGACUUUACUCCCACGGCUGCCUCCUCUGUCUGCCAGAUUCCGUGGUUGCAUUAUGCCUGACUACAGUGUCCCCAAAUACAGUGGGGUUCUGACUCAGAUCCUGCUGGUAGUUGAACCACUGCCCUCUAGUCUCUACCUGGCCUUGACCUAUGCUUUUUCCUUUUGGUAAUGAAGAUGGGAGGGUGGAAGGUUUGGACCCAGAGGUUGCUGUCAAGACCCUGUGGUGAGCCUGUCAGCAGAGAAGGACUUAACUCAGAAAGUGGUCAGUGGGUGGAUUUGCGUGUGUGUCCUCAACACACACACACUGGGGACAGGAGUGUAUCUGGCAGUAUGUGCCCUGGGGAAGGCUGGGGAGUUGGGGGCUUGGCUGAGGGGCAGGGGCAAAAUCAGCUUUUAGCUGCGGGCCUGUGGCUCAGCAUGUGCUGGUCUUGGAGUUGCAGAGUCCCAGACCUGGAGUGGUUUUGCGUUUAUGGCUCUGAAACAGAAAGCUGGGAUCUGGUUACAAAGCAGCAGAGGCUGCCUCGCUGAAGAUUCUGAGCCCCAUCAUCUCUCUGGCCCUCACUCCAACCUCCUGUGCCUUUGCCCUCUCCCCAGCCUGGGAGCCGGUUCCCGGGGCCUGGCAGGCUGUGUCUUCCUCCUUGGCUCUCUCUUCCUCAGCCCUGCUGGGUGCUCCCUCCUGUCCCCACAGCCUUUCUAUUUGCUGAGCCAAGAUGUGGGUGGCGGUGGGAGAUAAGGUCCAAAGAGGGCUGGGCCUGAGAUUUAAGGUAGCUCACUUCUCCAUAUCCUGUGGCUUUCUCAGGCUGGGGUGCAGGGUGCUCAGGGAGCCGUCCCCUUCCACCUGCUUCCUCGAACAGGUUAAGCAGCUUGUUUCACACAGAGUGGAUCUGAAUGGUCAAAGAGCUGCAACUGCUGAGAGCUUCCAGCUGUCCAGAAGUGUGUGUGUGUGUGUGUGUGUGUGUGUGUGUGUAUACACACAUCUUCCUAUAGGUGUGUACAUAUGUGUAUGCUGCAUGUGUGCAUAUAUGUGCCCCUUUAUGUAUAUGCAUUGUGUAUGUGUGCACACCUGUAUGUGUGUGGACACGUGCCCAUACCUGUGCAUGUCCAUGCAUGUAUGCCUGUGUGCACAUACAUGUGCAGCCUGUAUGUGUACAAGCCCACAAGUGCUUGAGUGCCUGUGUGUUUGUGUGCACAUGCGUGGAAUGUGACAGGGUGGUGAAGUUAGUGUGCAGGCAUGAGAUGGGGGCCACUCCUCUCCCCACUGCAGCCUGAGAGCGUAGAGACCCUUGGAGCCAAUUCCUUGCCUUCCUUUCCCCUCAAGCCGAGUCGCGGUACCCUCGGUGCUGGACUCCAGGCAGCCUAGAGGUUACGAGAGUGGCAGGCCCCAGCCCAGGGCCUGUCUGUCUCCCUGAGGGUGUGGCUGUGGUCUCAGUUGCUCACUCCAGAGGACUGUAGGGUUGGAGAGGCAGCUUAUGCCCAUCCCCCACAAGGCACUGCCCACGGGUGUGAGCCCAGUCUGCUGGAGGCAGCUGACCUAUUUUUCUUGGGAAUCUUCCUGCUUUUCUGUUCUCUCUUGCGUGAAUAAGCAGGAGAUGGGGCCUCCAAGAGGGCUCUGGAGAAAGGGUCCAUGUGUGCCAGGGAUGGGCUCCGGAGCCCCAGCUGGCCUGACUGUCCUUCUGAGAAGGCCCUGCUCAGCCUGGCCUUCUGUCCCCCGAGUCCCCUUGCCUCCCUUCUGGUUGUGUGUGCCCCUGAGAUGGAAUGGGGGCCAGUGACUUGCACACAGGCACAGACUGUACGAGGCGCCCACGGCCUGCGAGAGGAGCCCGAAUUUGUGACAGCAAGAGCUGGUGAGGCCGUGGUCCUGAGAUGCGACGUGAUCCACCCAGUGACGGGACAGCCCCCACCCUAUGUUGUAGAGUGGUUCAAGUUUGGGGUCCCCAUCCCUAUCUUCAUCAAGUUUGGCUACUACCCCCCGCACGUGGACCCUGAGUAUGCAGGGCGGGCCAGUCUUCAUGAUAAAGCAUCUCUGCGGCUGGAACAAGUUCGCUCUGAGGACCAGGGCUGGUACGAGUGCAAAGUGCUCAUGCUGGACCAGCAGUAUGAUACCUUCCACAAUGGCAGCUGGGUACACCUCACCAUCAACGCCCCUCCCACCUUUACAGAAACACCCCCCCAGUACAUCGAGGCCAAGGAGGGUGGUAGUAUCACCAUGACCUGCACAGCUUUUGGGAACCCCAAGCCCAUCGUCACCUGGCUCAAGGAGGGGAUGCUCCUCGGUGCUAGUGGGAAAUACCAGGUGAGUGACGGCAGCCUGACAGUGACAUCGGUCAGUCGGGAGGACAGAGGUGCUUACACCUGUCGAGCGUACAGCAUUCAAGGGGAGGCUGUCCACACGACCCACCUGCUUGUCCAAGGGCCCCCUUUCAUCGUCUCCCCUCCUGAGAACAUCACCGUCAACAUCUCCCAGGAUGCUCUGCUCACCUGCCGGGCAGAGGCGUAUCCAGGCAACCUCACCUACACCUGGUACUGGCAGGACGAGAACGUCUACUUUCAGAACGACCUGAAGCUGAGGGUGCGCAUCCUAAUCGACGGGACCCUUAUCAUCUUCCGGGUGAAGCCGGAGGACUCGGGGAAGUACACCUGUGUGCCCAGCAACAGCCUGGGGCGCUCCCCCUCCGCCUCGGCGUACCUGACGGUGCAGUACCCAGCCCGUGUCCUCAACAUGCCCCCUGUAAUUUACGUGCCCGUGGGGAUCCAUGGCUACAUCCGCUGCCCUGUGGACGCAGAACCACCGGCCACCGUGGUCAAGUGGAAUAAGGACGGCCGUCCCCUGCAGGUUGAGAAGAACCUGGGUUGGACCCUGAUGGAGGAUGGCUCCAUUCGAAUUGAGGAGGCCACAGAGGAGGCUCUUGGCACUUAUACCUGUGUGCCUUACAACACCCUGGGGACCAUGGGCCAGUCUGCCCCUGCGAGGCUUGUCCUGAAGGACCCCCCAUAUUUCACGGUGCUACCAGGCUGGGAGUACAGGCAGGAGGCCGGCCGGGAGCUGCUUAUCCCCUGCGCAGCCGCAGGGGACCCUUUUCCUGUCAUCACGUGGAGAAAGGUAGGGAAGCCCAGCAGAAGCAAGCACAGUGCCCUGCCCAGUGGGAGCCUGCAGUUCCGUGCCCUGAGUAAGGAGGACCACGGGGAGUGGGAAUGUGUUGCCACCAACGUGGUCACGAGCAUCACUGCCAGCACCCACCUCACCGUCAUCGGCACCAGCCCCCAUGCCCCGGGCAGUGUCCGGGUCCAGGUCUCCAUGACAACUGCCAACGUGUCCUGGGAACCAGGCUAUGAUGGAGGCUACGAGCAGACAUUCUCAGUUUGGUACGGACCUCUGAUGAAGCGGGCACAGUUUGGGCCCCAUGACUGGCUGUCCUUGCCAGUGCCGCUGGGACCCAGCUGGCUGCUAGUGGACACCCUGGAGCCUGAGACAGUGUACCAGUUCAGCGUCCUGGCCCAGAACAAGCUGGGAACCAGCGCCUUCAGUGAGGUGGUCACUGUGAGCACUUUAGCAUUCCCUAUUACAACUCCAGAACCCCUGGUGCUGGUCACCCCACCGAGGUGCCUCAUAGCCAAUCGGACUCAGCAGGGUGUGCUCCUGUCCUGGCUUCCGCCUGCCAACCACAGUUUUCCCAUUGACCGCUAUGUUAUGGAGUUCCGCGUCGCGGAGCGCUGGGAGAUGCUGGAUGAUGCCAUCCCCGGCACUGAUGGAGAGUUCUUUGCCAAGGAUCUGUCACAGGACACAUGGUACGAGUUCCGGGUUCUGGCCGUCAUGCAGGAUUUGAUCAGCGAGCCCAGCAACAUCGCCGGCGUCUCCAGCACAGACAUCUUCCCGCAGCCGGACCUGACCGAGGACGGGCUGGCGCGGCCUGUGCUGGCGGGAAUCGUAGCUACCAUCUGCUUCUUGGCAGCUGCCAUCCUGUUUAGCACCCUGGCCGCCUGCUUUGUCAACAAGCAGCGCAAGCGUAAGCUCAAGCGCAAAAAAGACCCUCCACUCUCCAUCACCCACUGCAGGAAGAGCCUGGAGUCUCCCUUGUCCUCUGGCAAGGUGAGCCCCGAGAGCAUCCGCACGCUCCGGGCACCGUCAGAGUCCUCGGAUGACCAGGGCCAGCCCGCAGCCAAGAGGAUGCUGAGCCCCACCCGCGAGAAGGAGCUGUCGCUGUACAAGAAGACCAAGCGGGCCAUCAGCAGCAAGAAGUACAGCGUGGCCAAAGCAGAGGCUGAGGCGGAGGCCACCACACCCAUUGAGCUCAUCAGCAGGGGCCCUGAUGGCCGCUUCGUGAUGGACCCUGCCGAGAUGGAGCCCUCGCUGAAGACCAGGCGCAUCGAGGGCUUCCCUUUCGCCGAGGAGACAGACAUGUACCCCGAGUUCCGCCAGUCAGACGAGGAGAACGAGGACCCCCUGGUGCCCACGUCUGUGGCCGCCCUGAAGUCCCAGCUCACGCCUCUGUCGUCCAGCCAGGAGUCUUACCUGCCACCACCAGCAUACAGCCCUCGGUUUCAGCCCCGUGGGCUGGAGGGUCCUGGUGGCCUGGAAGGUCGGCUCCAGGCCACGGGCCAGGCCCGGCCCCCUGCCCCACGGUCCUUCCACCAUGGCCAGUAUUAUGGGUACCUCAGCAGCAGCAGCCCUGGGGAGGUGGAGCCACCCCCGUUCUACGUGCCAGAAGUGGGCAGCCCCCUCAGCUCCGCCAUGUCGUCCCCACCCCUGCACACCGAGGGGCCCUUUGGCCACCCCACCAUCCCCGAGGAGAAUGGAGAGAACGCAUCUAAUAGCACGCUGCCCUUGACUCAGACGCCUACAGGAGGGCGCUCUCCUGAGCCCUGGGGCCGGCCAGAAUUCCCCUUUGGGGGACUGGAGACCCCAGCAAUGAUGUUCCCCCACCAGCUGCCACCCUGUGAUGUGCCCGAGAGUCUGCAGCCCAAGGCCGGCCUCCCCCGAGGACUGCCCCCCACCUCCUUGCAGGUGCCCGCGGCCUACCCGGGCAUCCUGUCUCUGGAGGCACCGAAGGCUUGGUCAGGCAAGUCGCCCGGCAGGGGCCCUGUCCCAGCGCCCCCCGCCGCCAAGUGGCAGGACAGACCUAUGCAACCUCUGGUAAGCCAAGGGCAGCUGCGACAUACAAGCCAAGGCAUGGGCAUACCCGUGCUGCCUUACCCCGAGCCGGCUGAGCCGGGGGCGCACGGCGGCCCCAGCACAUUUGGCCUGGACACCCGGUGGUAUGAGCCCCAGCCCCGGCCCCGGCCCAGCCCUCGGCAGGCCAGGCGCGCCGAGCCCAGUUUACAUCAAGUGGUGCUACAGCCUUCCAGGCUCUCACCUCUGACCCAAAGCCCCCUCAGCUCCCGCACCGGCUCCCCUGAGCUCGCCGCCCGAGCCCGGCCUCGCCCAGGCCUCCUGCAGCAGGCAGAGAUGUCAGAGAUCACCCUGCAGCCGCCAGCUGCAGUCAGCUUCUCUCGCAAGUCCACGCCGUCCACGGGCUCCCCCUCCCAGAGCAGCCGCAGCGGGAGUCCCAGCUACCGGCCCGCCAUGGGCUUCACCACACUGGCCACAGGCUACCCUUCCCCUCCACCCGGCCCCGCCCCUGCGGGGCCUGGGGACAGCUUGGACGUGUUUGGACAGACGCCUUCCCCUCGAAGGAUGGGGGAGGAAUUGCUCCGACCAGAGCCCCCACCACCCACGUUACCUACUUCAGGAACACUUCCACCUGCACCCGGGAACGCUGCUGCACCUGAGAGGCUGGAGGCUCUGAAAUACCAACGGAUAAAGAAGCCCAAAAAGUCAUCCAAGGGCUCUUCGAAGUCAAAGAAACGAUCCGAUGGUUCUGCCUCCCAGGCUCAGCAGCUUCCCAACUCUCAGGUUCUGUGGCCCGACGAAGCUGUCUGCCUCCGAAAGAAGAAGAGACACUCUCGUCCUGACCCCUUUGCCCGGCUCUCAGACUUGUGCCACCGCCAGCUUCCAGAAGACCAGACAGCGAUUCUCAACAGUGUGGACCACGAUGACCCAGGCCAUGCCACUCUGCUGUGACUCCACCUCACUCUAGGUGUCCCCUGGGCAAGGUUGCUGGGCUCAGGCAGGGAGGGCCACCGUGUGGGGGCGUGUCCUUCUCCGCCUGCCAGGGGGGGCCCAGACCUUUGUCCUGCGUGCCUGCUCUUUUGCCAGAGUGGGUGUCUCCCUCCAGAUCCUGGCCACCUGUCUUCAGGACAGAGGGCGGGCAGACUUCUUGUGGGUUGAGGUCAGGAAGUGGAUUGGAGACUGGGUGACACCUGUCUCCUCCCCUCUGCCCCCUGCUUUGCUAGAUUGAUUUUUCUCAUCUCUUCCAAUGUCUUUGGAAGUGAAGAGGAAAGCAAUGGCUUUUACUGCUCUGCUUCUGUUUUAGUUUUUCAAGUCCUGGAAGAGGGCUGGACUUAACGUCCAUCUUCCACACCCCACAUAUAUAUAGAUAUAGAUACAGAUGCAUAUGUCUGUAGUGUGUGGGUUUCUCUAUGUGUAUAUAUAUGUACAUUGAGGCAAGUGCUGUUGCACUCUGUGGUCAGUGGAGGCAGGAGGAGGAGGGCAGUGGCCAGCGGGGGUUUGUGAGCGGGGCUGGCUGUGCGUUGGCCAGGUGCCUGACAUCUGUCUUGGGGGAUUCUUUCUCCCAAAACAGGAUCCAUGCCUCUCAGCUGAAUUCUCUGUUUGUCUUCUACCUUCUCCCACCCCGAACAGAAAUGGGGCCUUGCUGUGAUUACUGGCUGCCUUCUGUGGGGGUUCAGCAAUGAGUUACUGCAGAACUAAACUCAAGCCUUUAUUUCUUGAUUCCUGGGCGCAGAAGGGGUGGCCAGGCAGCCAGACCUGCAUCUUUCUUCCAGCGCGGCUCAUGCUGCAGAAGCAGAGGCUACUCAGCCAUGGGGCUAAAACAAGCCCCUGGUGCACAAAUACAGCUCAUCCAGCGGCACCCUUCCACCCAGCCAGGCUGUGAGCUCUGUGGCCAAAGUCUCCCCUACUGCGGAGCCACCUGUGCUGGCUCCAAGCUGCCGCUCUAUUUAUACCGUCUCCGGCUCAGCACUCUCUGCAGCGCUGUUCCACAGCGGCUGAUUGGAUCCUCCUUUCCUUUUGUGGGAGCUAAUUCUCCAGAUUGAUUAAUCACCACUUGUGCGGAGCCGCCUGUGGCUUUCCCAUACUCACCAUGUGCUGUCUGCUGACUCUUCUCUGCCCUGGGGCCUUCCUCUGCCCUUGGACCAGAGGUCCUGGAGGAUGGGCCCAGGUGAAGCCAGGGCACCUUCAGCUGCUGGGGCCUGGGACACUCUGGAUCCUGCCUUCUUUGCCCAGUUCUAUUCUGUGGCUGAGGUGUAGGAAUGAAGGUGGGAGGGGUGAUGAGUAGGGUCUGGGCACUGACUCUUCCUCUGCCAAAGUCUUGUCCUGGUUCAAACUCUUAGCAUCCAGAAGCCUCGUGAGGUCAUCUUCCCACUAAGAUGUCUCUCUGCCCAUAAGAUAUGGUGCUGCCCAAGGACAGGGCAGAAGGCCCCGAGGGCGAGGCGGAGGGCAGGCCUGCUCCUCCCCCACUCUCGUGUAGGAUCCCCCUUCUGGCUUGGCCUAGAACGAAGGUUCCUUGAAGUAUUUCCUUCUCGGUGCUGCUGUCUUGGUGGGUUUGGGGGCACCCACCUCUCCCGAGUUCCCUGCUUGGACGUGAGCCACGCAGCACUAGAUGGCUUCUGCUGGUGUUAUGCAGCUGCCACGGGCUUGGCCCAGUGACCUUGCAGGAUGGGGCUUUGGAUGGCUGCUGUCUCUUCUUGGCAUUUCCAUCUUAGGUGAUGGAUUUCUUCUCUGCCACACAGGCCCUGGUCCUUUGUUUCACCCAGGGAGCUGAGGACCAGCCCACCCUGGAGGUUUACCGUGCAAGUCAUGUCACCAACGUUCCUUUCUGAACAUGUUUGAAGGGGUUGUGGUGAGAGAGGCACAGAGGGGCUUCUGAGACUGGGCCAUGCACCCUCGGGGUGGAACCUGGGCCUUCAGGCUGAUGUGCAUCUCUGGGGCAUUGGAAUCCACUUGACCACUGAGCAGCCACCCUGCAAGAGGGAAGAUCGUACAACUCUUUGUGUCCUUUUUCAAGGCAGCAAAUGCUCUGCCUCCAUGCUGUGCUGUGCAGCUCACUCGGCAUCUCUCCUGGGGGAUGAUGGGACCCAGCUUACCUGAGAUGUUGGGGUAGGAGGUGGGGGCUCCCUGUGGGCUGGUAUGCAGUCUCUGUGCACUGGCAGUGUGGGAUUUCUCCACUGCAGAGCUCAGGGGGGUCAGCCAGGCCCUGGGAUGGACUGGGAUAUGGGCAUCAGGUGGUCAACCUUCAGGAUGAAUUUGGCCAACUUUUCUGAGCACCAUCUGGGAAUUCCAGCCCUCAGGUUAGGAAAGAAGAGGAGAUGAUGAGGUAGAAGGCUUUGCUUCUUUCAGACGUGAUGAGGAGCUGAGACGCUCAGGCUGUGGCUGUGCCGUCCAGGGCAGCCCCCGUGCUAACCAAGGUGCUGACUCCUGCUUUCCUCUGACAGUGCCCGUGACCUCAGCACAUAGACCCAACAUGGGGAGCUGUGCUUUUUGCUGGUCACUGAGUGGCCGCUGUGCUGUGGCUUUCCUGGGCUAAGGCAAGGAUGUGAGGUCUACCCAUCUCUCAGUGGCCUGGAGCUCAUUCGGCUCCCAUGAGGGCUUCCUCCUGUGACAGUGUCCUUGGAGGCCAGCAGUCCUGCACCCCAUGGACUUGUGAUGGAAACUGAUGGAACACAGUCCCCUCUCUCCGUAGGAUAGAGGGUAAAGAUGCUACAGGCAUAUGCUUAGGUGCUGGGUGUGGGUGUGUGUGACAGAGUGGUUGUGAACGUGUGCGUGAUGGGGGUAUAGCCACCUCUAGGGACCAGUGUCCUCCAUAGUCUGCCUUUGAGCAAUGGCAGUGACCACUAAUCAGCUUCAUAGGACUUCUGUGCUCACUUAGUGAGAGAUUAUGAGUUCCAAACUUCCCCUUUUAUGGUCUGGUGGCCUUGGAGUAGAAGUGGCUCCAGUGAAAACCUGCUCCUGCAUCUCAGAUGUCUGCCUCUUCCUUCUGUAUCGUAGCCGGGAACUGUGGCUAUUGUAGUGUCAGGUGACCCACAGACCAGGAAGAGGGUGAAACAGUUCUUAGGGGUGUCUGUGCUUGUGUGGGGAGAGAAGACAUAUGACGAGGUGGGGAGGUGAAGGCUGUCUUGAUUUCCUGGUGGGCUGCCAAUGGGCUCCCUGGUGCCGAGUGGGGUCCUGUGCUGGAUUGUUGAGGUGGCCCUGGACCCAGCAUCCAGGAGUGGCCCUGACUGCUGCCAGCCUGCCUCUAAGCAGCUUCCUUCAAGAGACUGGGGGUAGGACAGGCCUUUUGAGAUCCUACUUUCCUAACAGGAAGGAUGCCUUUUUCCCAGCAGGCUGACGGGGUCUGUACCCUCCUUUCAGGUGGCCUAGUCCCACAACCAUGUGCUUGGGGGAAGACUGAAGCUGGGUGGAUUGAGAGCUGAGUACUUCUUGAUAUUUUUCCAUGUUCUCUGUCUUUAUUUUUGAUUUGUGGUCUAAAAUAUUUGGGGUUGAACGGAUUUAAUUUGUUUAUUCCUCUGCCCUUUUCAUGCCGAGGAAACUAGGUUAAGGUUUGAAUGUGAACUUUUCUGACUUUAUUUGGGGUGGGGGACAAGGUUGACAAAAUAGUAGCUUCUGGGGACAAACAGUCUUCAUGGAGUCUCCAGCAUCUUUGGCACUGGCCGCGAUCUGAAUCUCCAGGGCUGAAGACUGAGUGGCUGGAAUCUGUUUCUUCCCAUUUUGUUAGCAAAAGCCUUUCCAGGCUUGGGGGUGGGGUGGGAGAAGAAUUGUACAUAAAGUACAUUUUAUUAAUAUGUAGAGAAACCUAGGAAAAGAAAAGCUAAUGGUUAAUCUUGGGCUUGCUUUGCUUGCAUGUAAAGGAGCUUUGGGGGCACUGCAGGGAUGGUUGGGGGGGCUACAGGAAGGGGCAGAGGAAUGAGCUGAGCGGGUCAUGGGGUGGGGGCGCUGUGAGUCCAGCCUCUGCAGCACUUUGUAGGAGCUGUGCAUAUUCCCACCAGGGCUUCUGACCCAGCCCUGCCUGGGUAUCUUCUUCAGAUGAAGUGAAACAGGCUCUAAUAGGUGGUAUGUAGAGCCCCGUGUGGCUGUGUGUGUUGCUUUGGGGAGAGGGCUAAAGGGGUGUCUUAUUGGCCAGUUCUAGAUUGACUAGGGUAAUGGAUGGGACAGGGGUGUUUCAGGAGGAGGAGUUGGAGAACUGGAGGGUGGAGGGGAAGCCUGUGUGCUUUGACAGGUGCUGGGGAGACUGGAAGGAGCACAGAGGGUGAGGUCAGGCAUGGGUUAGGUUGGCGAGACUACCCCAGGGGAUGUCAAGUCUCAGCAUCUCUUGGAGGCAUGUGAUAACAUAGUUACUUGUAAGGGUGCAGGGUAUACACUGGGGGAUCAUCCCAAGACGACGAAGAAUGAUUGCCUGGUGGGCAUCUGGCUGGGGAGUGGCGGCCAUGCAGGGGGUGUGGGAGGGGGGCAGAGGCAUCGGGGACAGAUUGUGGGGUGGGGUCCUGCAUGUGGACCCAGACUGGAUGUUGGGAGAGGUCUUGCUUCUUAGCUAGACCUUCCUUGCUUCUUCUAGAAUUAGCCUCUGACACUAAGUGCCCAAACCAAACAUGAACAUCUUUAUAUUGUAUUUCAACUUUAUUUGUUUUUGGGGGCUCCUUAGGCCCAAAGCUGAGAGACUUGUCUUGAGAUGCCCAUUUGAUCUCCAGCUCUUCAUCAGUGGAGAAGGAAGCUCCGUUCUCAUGAGCAUCACGUUUGUUUUCAUAAGCUGCAGUGGCGGGUUGCCUCUCCGUCCACAAGCUGAAAAUGUUUGUGGGCCUUGGUGAUGGUGAUGGUGAUAGAGAGGAGGAACUGGAGCCUGACGUGCCUUCAUCACCCUUUCCUCUUGAGGUAUAGAGGCUUCCUUUAGGCCAUGAGGCUGCACAGUGGCUUAAUGAGGCCUUCUCUUUACUUUCUCUUCUUUUGAUAGAGUAAAGUCACUAGUCUGUGGUUGAAGUGGGAGGGCAAAAGAGUUUCACCUGAAACUCUUGGCUUGACCAGCCAUUCUCCUCUCUUUAAUGUCUCCAGCUCUGCUUCUUUUUAGAUUAAGAGGCAGAAUUAAAAAUCUCUUCUUUAGAAGAAGUCAGUAAACCAAGGCUCAAAGCCCAGCUUGGACUUUCGCACUCUUGCCAGCUUGCUCUUUGGCUAGGGGUACCCACCACCACCCUUCCCUCUGACUACGAGUGAAUCUGUACUGGUCCAGAGCCUUCCUUCUGAGUUCCUGUCGAUACUCUCAAAACCUUUUAGUGGCAAGUAUAAUAACCCCACCAGAUGUUCUGUGUGUUGGGUUGCCAAGAAGGUGGAAGGUUUUUUCAACCUCAUUUUAAGCUGUUAGAAAAACUCUCAGUAGAUUGAAUCUGGUCUAAAGACAUCACCGCAUUCCUUGAGGGUUCCAGUGUAGGAUGAUGACAAAUGAAUCAUCCAUACAAGGGUUUUAACAGCUGCCCACAUCUUAGAGAAAGAAGAGUCCGGGUAUCUUGGUUGCCAAAUACUCUGGUGGAACAGUGGUCAGUCAUUAAAAUCACAUGGGUGUUGUCUUCUGCAGUGGGUCAGUAGUAGUAGUUAGGGUUUUGGAUGAGAGCUGGUGAAAAGCUAGCAGCUUUGGAGCUCUGGCUGGGAGAGCUAGGUCAGACAGUGCUAGCUCAGUGGCACAAAUGCUCAGCUCCUGUCCCUGGGUCUUUGGUUGUCAUCAUUCUCAUUGCACUAGAUGGGGACAUGAAUGGCUGCCAGGGCCUGCCUUUUUUUCGGGUCUUGAAGAAGUGUGCUCCACCAAUCCUACCUCUUUGUGGCACUGGAUUUCCUGGAUUUAUUUUGGGAACUAGGUCAAACUUUCCCUCCCCACCCCAUAUACACAGCAGUCAGCUUCCCUUCCCCUGUCUUCUUUCCCCACUUCUGUGUGACUCCAGGGAUAGUGAACACGGGCAUGGUUUACGAUGGGAGAUGGUGGGAGGGGCAGGGGAUCUGGGAGGGCAGGGGGCUGGGCUGGGGAGGGGGACUUGGGUCUUUGGCCUUAGAAAUGCUACGGGUAUGCUUUUGGGCCAUAUCUGGGGUUUUCAUAUAAGUCAUGGAAGGGGCAAGUGCCCAGCCCUCCUCACGCUGGUGGUGGGACUUAGGGGUUUGGCCUCCUUUUGGCAUAGGGGUCUAUGAAACUGUAUUUCUGGUGGAGGGGAUGGACCUCCUCACAGUUAUUUUGCAGUUCUUGAAAGGGAAAUUGUCAGCCACUCUAUUAACAAGGAUUUAUAUGGCCUCCCACGAAGGAGCGGUGUGCCCUGGCCAACGGAGAAAGGGGAUUGUCUCACGUGUCCCUCUGCAGGCACCAGGUUGUCGCCCUGGUUUUGAAACCCCAACCAGCUGUCUAGUCCAGUGUUUCUUUCCUGGAUUCAGGAAGUAAGUGAAGUGUGUGUGCGUGCACAUGAUGUAUGUGUCUGUGGUGUGCUUGUUUGUAUGCUUUGUGUAUGCAUGUGUUGUAUCUGGUAUGGGUGUGGUUUGUGUUUGUGUGGUGUAUGUAGUAUGGUGUGUGGGGUGUGUGAUACCUGUAUUUGUAUAUGUGUGGUGUCUGUGGUGUAGUGUGUGUGUGUGGUAUGUGAUGUGGGUAUGUGUGGUAUGUUUUUCUGUAUGGUAUGUAAUGUGUGAUGUGAGUGUGUGGUGUGUAUACUGUGUGUGUGGUGUGUGGUCUUGGUGUGUAUGGUGUGUGUAUUGUGUGUGGCAUGUGUCUGUAGGGUGGUGUGUGUGUUCUGUGUGUUGUGUUGUGUGUGGUGUGUAUUAUGUGUGGUGUGUGUGUGGUAUCCAUGUGUGGUGUGCGUGUCUGUGUUGUGUGUGUGUGUGUUGUGUGUGAUGUGCAUGUGUGGUAUGUAUGUGGUAUGCAUGUGUGUGGUGUGUCUGUGUUGUGUGUGUAUUGUGUGUGGUGUGAUGUUUAUUAUGUGUGGUAUGGUGUUUGUAUGUGGUAUGUGUUGUGUGUCUUGUGUUGUGAGUAUUGUGUGUGGUAUACUGUAUGUGGAGUGUGUGGUGUAUGUGUCUGUGGUAUAUUUGUGUGAUGUGGGUGUGUAUCUGUGUGGCAUGUGUGUCUGUGGUAUAUGUGUGUGAUGUGGGUGUGUAUCUGUGUGGUAUGUGUGUCUGUGGUAUAUGUGUGUGAUGUGUGUAUCUGUGUGGUAUGUGUGUUGUGGGUGGUUUGGUGUGUGUGUUGUGUAUGGUGUGUUUGUGGUGUGUGUGUGUAUUGUGUGCGGUGUGGUGUGUUUGUGUGUGGUGUGGUGUAUGUCUGUGGUAUGUUGUGUGUGUUGUGUUGUGUGUAUUGUGUGGUGUGUGUGUGGUAUGGGUGUGUGAUGCGGGUGUGUGUGAUGCAGUGUGUAUCUGUGUGGUAUGUGUGUUGUGGGGUGGUUUGGUGUGUGUUUGUGGUAUAUUGCGUAUGGUGUAUGUGUGUCUGGUGUGUGUGUGAUGUGUAUGUCUGGUAUGUGUGUGUGAUAUGGGUGUGUGAUGCAGUGUGUAUCUGUGUGGUAUGUGUGUUGUGGGUGGUUUGGUGUGUGUGUUGUGUGGUAUGCGUGUGUGUUUGUGGUGCAUGUGUGUGUGUGUGUGUGGUGUGGCGCAUCUUUUGUGUGUGUGUUGUGUGUGUAUGGUGUGUGUCUGUGUGAGCGGUGUGGUGUGCGUGUAUGUGGUGUGUGUGAGAGAGAUUUGUACAGACACGCUGAUUUGCCUGCAUAGCGUCAGGCCCAGGAGACCCCCCUUUGGUUGGCUCCUUUGUUAGACAACUUCUGUUUUGGUAGGAGGGUCAAAGUAGUAAUGCACCGUCUUUAGUGUAUUUUUUAUGAAGAUUGUACAUAAAAUUAUAUAAAUCUACAGAAUUGGUUCUAUUUUAAGGAGAGAAGGGGAUGUAUGUGGGGGGCAAGGAUCAGAUGCAAUUGUGGUGACCAGGAUCUUUGGGCGAGUGGCACACGUGGGGUGUGGGGAGUGGGAGGGCAAGGGCUGAGUGCCGGGCAAGAUGUGCAGGGGCCUGUGCCCUCUGCACACACAUAUAAAUAUAAAGAAAACCUAUGUAAAGUAUAUCUCUAUAUCUAUAUGAAGUCAUAGUUCGCUUUAUUUUUGUACUUGUGCUUAGAGAUGUUUAGAGCAGUGCUAACCUCCCAGGCAGCCUGGGAUACCAGCUCAUUGCUUAGAGGUGUUGAGAGCAGUGCUGACUUCCCAGGCAGCCUGGGAUACCAGCUCAUGCCUUGAUGCCGCCGCCUUCCCUGCUCUUCCUUUGAUAUUCUCUCUGUUCAGUCAGAGUUGAUUGGAUCUUUCUGAUGGAAAUGCAUAUAUAGGGAAAGUUUGUAAAAUAACAAAACAAAUAACCCACCUGCAGGAAGGACGAGUCAGCCGAAGGUUGUGUGGAGCUGUAGGAUCUGGUAGCCCUAAAGAACCACGAUUCAUGUGUCUCUUGUCAAUUGGGAGGGAUGUUGACUUGGACUUUCUUUGCAGAGGUGCUUGACAGGGCAAGACUGAGGAAGAGAUGAAAACUGACUUUGUCCCCAUGUGACUGUGGGAAGGUGCCCAGUUUCUCAGAGAACCCAGCUUUGCAGCAUUAGAAAGCAGGUGGUUGAGACUACCUGGGGACCUGCAGUGACACCUGUCUUGGUUUGUAGCACUGUAGCUCAGACAGCUCCUAGAGGGCAUGGUGGUGGGAGAAUUUGCCAUGCUGGCUGCAUGGACUUGGUCUUGGAAAACACAUGCCCUGGGUAGUGCCACUGCAGCUUCUUAGAGCCAGUGUGAAUGUGAUAUAUAUGCUAUAAAUAUGUCAUCUAUGUUUUUUACAGUUAUUUUUAAUUGGAAAAUAAAGUGCCAUUGCAAAUGGGAUGGCCCAAUCCUGGGAGAGUGAGUGGAGGAUCAGGAGUGAGAGAUUAACUUCGGGCAGGAUUGGGAGAGUGGGUCUUAGCAGACCCUUCUUUCUGGCCUCCAGCCGGGCACUUACAGAACUUAACAAUAUAUUGGCAGAACUGGACCCAGAAUGGGAGAUUCUGGGGAGCAGGAGUUCACUUGUAUCUGAGCAGGAAGCAGUGUGCCCUGAAGAAUACCUCUCUGAGCAAAUAAAUUCCAGACCUCAUACAUAUGCAAGGGCCCUGCCUUGGAGCCUCAGCAAGUGUCUCCUGGGUGCUAGCUCCUUCCUGACUUGCUGGGAGCUCAGAGCGAUGUGUUUGAAGCCGGUGCUGGGCCAGAUGGUGCAGUCAGCGAGGAGAGAUUCAGGACUGCAACCUUUCGGCUCCUUAUUCCUGCUCGUCACUCAGCAAAGGGCAAUACUAACCCCUUUCCUAACCAAGAUGUGGCACUCCCUAAGAGCUCUGGUCUACAGAGUUCAGUCCUUAGAGGAACACAGAUAUCUUCACCGUGAGAAGGGCUUGCUUGGCAGUUUUGGGGCAUUAUGGGAAGAAUAGGUUGGGGUGAAGCUUGAGUCUAACUCUUGAUCCUUACAUGAACCUGUGAGGCCCUGCCAUUCAUUCAGGCACUGUCCUUGGGUCCCCAGAUUAACUCCUGAGAACAUUUCCCCCUUUCCAAGGAUGCUGAUGGGAAAUGGGCUCUGUCCAUGCAGCUGGAAGGGCCCAGUGCCGGGGCCACUGGCAGUGUGUCCAUCCUUGCCUUGGCUGAUCUUUCCUGCAGGCUCCUGUAGCUGGGUGUUUCUCAUAAGAAUUUUUAGGGAGAUUGAGCAAGAAGAAGAGCUGCAAAUUCUGUUCCCUUCCCAGGACAGCAGUUUCUGUAGGGAGGCUUCAAGUAUCACCGUUCUUUCGGCUCCUAGACCCAUCAUCCCCUCUCUCUCCAUGGACUUUGCCUGACUUCUGGGCCACAUGCAACCAGCAGAGUAAAUCGCUCCAGCACCAUGGGCAUGCCCUUGGGCUCACCCUCCCAUCAGGGCCAGCCCAAGGCUCAGUCCUCAGCAGCAUCAAGGUCUGGGAGAGCCACCGACCUGCAUGUCACCAUUCCAUUCCUCAGCCUCCAACUGGACUCUUUGUUUUGCAGAGGGAAAGGGAAGAUGGGGCCAUAGCCACUACCUUGAAAUUUUACAGCAUGGAGGGGAUGUUACUGCUUCCAUGUGACCUUUCUGCCCUACUGUUCAGCAAGAUGAAGUAAGGGUGGGCGUCAGAGGGGAGAAGAUAGCCCAGCAGUGACCUCCAGCUUCUCUGAAGAGCCAGCCCUUCCCAAAGGCACUUGGAGGAAAGGGCAUUGAGAUUUGCUUUAAGUGGAGUAAGGAGGAGGCCUGGUAACUGCUUGUGGCAUCGGUUGGUGUGACAGGUGGAUGAGUGUGUUCUGAUGGAGCCUUUAUGGCCCACAGCCACUGCCAGGAGCCUGAGCUCUUUUUCAUGCUUGGGACAUGCUCCUUGGUCCCCACAUAGCAGAAUGGACAUUGAAUUUUGCUGCUUUUCCCUUUUGGUAGAAGGUGGGGGUAUCUGAGGAGUUGUUUUCAUCUUUCUACCUCUGUCUGCUGUAUAGAGCAAGAGUUGGGAAUAGGUGGAUCUGCGGGAAUUGCUCUCCCGUGGGUCUGUGUGGACCCCAUCCCUCUUCCCCAUUGUCACCAACCAACAGCUUGGGGAAGAGGCCUUGUCUUGGAUUUCUGCUGCGCUUCCACUCCUCUUUGCGGUAGAUGUUCAUGUCCACCCACUUGGGCGGUCUGAAAGGAGGAGGUGGGGGAAGAGGCAAGCCUGUUCAGCACCCUUCCUGCCAGUAGGGGGUUGGCUGUGGCACUGGAGGGUGGGGUCUCAGAGUCCAGGGACUGGGAGGAGGGUGCUUUAUGGGAUAGUCUUGAUUCUGGAACUUUAGACCGCAGUGUUAGAAAGGAGAAUUGUUGGCUAGGGGAGAACAGCAGUUUAACGCUCCACUUACUAAGUUGUACAUAUCAGUUUCAAGAGGUCUUGAAGUACCAUUCAUAUUUAAUUUCCUAACUGACAUUUGUGGGGCUACUGAUAGAGGGUCUGGAAGGGGGCUUUCCCACAGCCACUGACGUGAAGGAACCACAUCCUACUUCACAUCAGUGACCCCUGGCCCUUGGUCUUCAGCGUUUUCUCUUCCGCAGGAGGGACUUUGAUUGCGGGUUAGAAUUCUCCCAUCGCACAGCUGGAGGCAAGUUUUAGAUGAGCUUCUUGCCUCCAUUUCACCUGGUGGGGGUGAGCAGGCACUGUGGGUGGGGAGGGGCUCCCGAUGCUACCUCCCCCAGACCCCUUACAAACUCUGUACCUCUCGGUGCGCGGCAGCCUCUUGCUGUAGUUCUUUUCUGGAUAUUGCUGUCAGUUUCGUUAUGAGAUUUCUUGUUCUCAUUUCGAACUCUUUCUUUCUUCCACUUUCUUUGGGGCUGACCCCCGAUCCAUGCCAGGUCUUCUUGUGAAGGCCACUCCAACCUCGUUUCCAUUUCUUGAAUGUUGAGUAUUACAACAUCACUGCGCUAGGGUGCUUCAUGGUGCUGUUCUCGAAGAGGCCAGGUGGGCAGAAUCUCCUUCCUCCCACUGGCUCCUGAUUAUCUUGCUGUAUUUUGUCUUCUUUUUGAUUUUUCCCUGGGGGUUUGGGGUGGGUGACUUAGGGGCGGCUUUUGUGUUCUCCCUGUCUCUCUCUUUUCCGUCUGUAUGUAUGGACUGGUUAAAGUGAGUUAUGGGCAGCUGACUUUAUGGUAUUGGUUGGCUGACUUUUGUUCCAUAUUAAAGACAAACCAACAAAUUGUACAGCUGCACACAGAACACCUUCGAGUGUGAACUUGAAUGGCAACUAGAGGCUUACUUUUUGAACUUCAGGUAUGUAACUCAAAAGUAAAUAAAAACACUAUUUUUUCAGUAAGCUUUUUUUUUUCUUCUAAAAGAUAACUUAGAAAUCAAACUAUAAGAACAUGAAAUCGGUGCUGUACCAAAGCCUUAUAUAAACAUAUUCUACACUCUGUAUAACUCGUCUGUGAGGAGCUCCCUGCUCUUUCACCCUCUUUUCAAAAGCCUGGGAAUGCCAGUGCGUGCCAAGCCUGGGCUGGGUCUUGGGGACCUGUGGGCUAAGGGCACCCUUGGAGGCAAAAGAUGAUGGUGAGGAUGGGACACCUUUCUCCUGCCUGAGCAGAUUCUGUGUGUGAGUGUGUGUGCGCGCACGCAUGCACACGUGCAUAUGCAUAUAUAUAUAUAUGUGUGUGUGUAUGUACUUGUGCGUAUAUGUGUGAGAGUGAGAGAGAGCGAGAGAGAGCUCACAGGUGCACAACACCAAAGUGAAUGUACUAAGUGGGAGUCUGAAGGUGACCCAGGUUGGCUCUGGGAGUGGGGCGGUGUGGGAAUGAAGGGGAGAUGCUUUCUCCCCCGUUUCCUGCCUCCUUUCCUUUGCCAUCAGGGAAGGGAGGUGUAUUGGAAACAGCUGUACUCUCAAUCAGGUGCUUUUUUCCCCCUUAAAAUCUCCAAACUCAAAGCAUUUAUAAGGGGCCCUUCCAAAGGGCAGGCACCCCCAGCCACCAAAUCACAGACUUCCAAAAGCGGGAGGAGCUUUCUCCUCCCCAGCCUUUUCUUGGUUUCCUGGGGAAGAGGGUUCUCCCUGCAGGGCCCCUGGGCACCCUGCUCCUGGGUCUGGGCCUAUAGACUGCCCUGCUCCUUCUUCCCAAACCGCUGAGACCCCAUUGGAGAUGACCCCAAAGCCACGCCUGCUCUACAACCCUAAGCAAUAAUGCCUGCCCUGGCUACUGAUGACAGUGGUCCUUUUGGCUUUAGACCUGCCAGUUAAAAAUGGAGUGACACCCCAGAUUCAAUUAGGAAGAGAACCUGCAGCCUGCCUCAGCUCAGGCUACCAUGCCAGGCUCCACUCGCUGGUAUUUUCAGGCUUGCUAAGUACUAACCAACUCAUCCCCAGUAACACUGCAUGUUCAUAUCCUGAAUUAAGAAUCAAAAUGAGCAAACAAGUGCAUAAGCAAACAAAAAGAAAAAAGAAGGCACAUCAAAUGACGCGAUGUGCAGCCAGUGAAGGUUCCCCGGGAGCGUUGCGAGUUAAACGGAUGAAAAGACGUUUAGUAUUUAAUUGCUCCUCAUGUAACAUUACUCUGCUUCAGAAAUGUUUUGUAUUUUGAUAUAAAUAAACAUUUGCU